UGAAAGGUUAAUUUUUCAAAAGUGUUGAUGUUUAAAUUGUCCUCCAAUUCUGGAAUGACCCAAAGAUUGUGGUGGUUUAUCACAACAAACUUGCUUCAGACAAGAUGCUUAUUGCUCAACAGCUAUUAGCAGACACACCCACCUUUCUUUCACUCCCUUCAGUAAUACCACAGUCACUUCCUUCAACCAGACUGCACAGCUUCAUUCGUGUCGACUGCCCAGAGUCCACGAAUAUAGCCCUGCACAUCUAACCACCUCCACAAAUUCCACCUGGCCACCUACAGAGCAAAGGGACCUGCAGCAACACAUUUGCAGAUCAGCCGUAACAGACGCUACAUUCCAGUUACCUCUCCUUCCUCUGUUCAGACAUGUCACUCUACAGUUUUGGACUGGAGCCACUCUCCUGCCACACCUGGAACAAAGACAGGACCCAGAUUGCAGUGAGUCCUAACAACAAUGUGGUGGACAUCUAUGAGAAGAAAGGCAAAGAAUGGGCCAAGAUCCAUGAGCUGACUGAGCACAGUGGACGAAUCACAGGCAUCGACUGGGCCUCGGAGUCCAACCGCAUUGUAACAUGUGCCUCUGACCGCAAUGCCUACGUGUGGACUUUAAAGGAUGGCGUGUGGAAGCCCACCCUGGUCCUGGUGCGCAUCAACCGUGCAGCCACCUGUGUGAAGUGGUCACCACUGGAGAACAAGUUCGCUCUGGGCAGCGGAGCUCGCCUCAUCUCUGUCUGCUACUUUGAGAAAGAGAACGACUGGUGGCUAAGUAAGCACAUCAAGAAGUCCAUUCGCUCCACAGUCUUGAGUCUGGACUGGCAUCCCAACAACAUCCUACUGGCGGCUGGGUCUGCAGACUUCCACUGCAGGGUUUUGUCAACCUACAUCAAGGACAUCGAAGACAAGCCCGGACCCACUGCCUGGGGGGCCAAAAUGCCUUUUGGGGAGGUGCUGCUGGAGCAUAAGGACUGUGGAGGCUGGGUGCACAGUGUCGCCUUCUCCCCUAGUGGAGACCAACUUGCAUGGGUAUCCCACAACAGCAGCAUCGCUGUGGUUGAUGCCGCCCAGGGGAAGGAGGUAACCCAGCUGCCCAGCAACCGUCUGCCACUUCUGAGUGUGCUCUAUGUCAGCCCCACUGAGCUUGUUGCCGCGGGUCAUGACUGUUGCCCCUACCAGUUCACCUAUAAGGAUCCAGGUGCUCUGGAGUUUGUGAAGAAGCUGGACAUCCCCAAGCAGACCUCCAAGAGCAGUGUGACGGCCAUGCAACACUUCCAGAACCUGGACAAGAGGGCCACUGACGACGACAGCAACGAGCUGGGGACCCUUCACCACAACAGCAUCACACAACUGAGUAUUGUAUCUGGGGAGAAAGCCAAAGUGGAGAAGUACAGCAGUGUGGGUCUGGAUGGAGCUAUGGUGAUCUGGGAUUUUAAGCACUAAGACACCACAGAUCCGUCCUUGAGAUGUCAGAGGCUGAACCAAUCGCCACACCCUUGUAUCAAAUACUCUUGUGGAAUAUAACCGCCACCCAUGGAACUACUGAUAUGCUUUAGAGUAUCUGGAAAAAACUGUAAGCACAUGUGCAUUGUGAUAUUUGUCAAUUAAAAAAACCUUUUGAAUAAAUAAAGAGGAUAUUUAC
Molecule: messenger RNA, 1638 nt
Organism: Cottoperca gobio
Lineage: Eukaryota; Metazoa; Chordata; Actinopteri; Perciformes; Bovichtidae
Product: actin-related protein 2/3 complex subunit 1A-A
Exons: 10
Coding region: 369-1439 (356 amino acids)
Biological process (GO): Arp2/3 complex-mediated actin nucleation
Cellular component (GO): Arp2/3 protein complex; actin cytoskeleton
Molecular function (GO): actin filament binding
Source: RefSeq, a predicted model, not a curated record